Molecule: messenger RNA, 780 nt
Organism: Symbiodinium necroappetens
Lineage: Eukaryota; Dinophyceae; Suessiales; Symbiodiniaceae
Source: the annotation of a GenBank genome assembly
GAGAUGAUGAGCAAUAGCCCACUCUUCUCAAUGCGCCCCGGAGUCCGUUGUGGUGCUCUUCAGGUCAGCCGCUGGCGUCAGUCCCUGCUUUCGGCAAAGCCCUGCGACCACUUCGCCGCACGCAGCGCGGCCGUGGCAGUGAUGAGGGCGCUGGACGAGCCAAAGAUGUGGUCAGCGCAGCACAGCAAGGAGGGCAGGGAAUCGCAAGCCAGGAAUCUGAGGCACGACCCGCUUCGGGGCUGCCAGGAGAGCUCGAAGGACUGCAGCUCGGAGCUCCGGGAGCUACAAGAAGGUGGUGCGGAUUCGGAAAUUCCCCCUUGCUUGGGCGAGGAUGCCUUUGACAUCGAGGAGCGCUCCUGGGAACAGCAGCGCCGGCAAGUCGGCCUCGUGGGCCGACUGGUGGUGUACAAGGACAGCACGACGUUGCGGGAGGACUUCGUCUUGCGGCCAGGCCUCCGACAGUCAGGGGCUGUUGUUGCGAUGGUUCGUUGUCCGGGGCUGGCGGAGAAGGCUGGCAUCCAGGUGGGCGAUCGCUUGGUGUCUGUCAACGGAAAGCGUCUGCAGGAUGUCGCAGACUGCGUGAGCAUGGGGGUUGUCACGGACGUCGAGUUGCCGGCUGCGCUGGUCUUCAUGAGCAAGAUUGGGAAGGUCACCUCCGAGGUCCGGCUAGUCUCCUCUGCACCUGUUGAAAUGGACUUCACCCUGGCAAGCGACAAGGUUUGGGCUGGCGCACGCACGAAGUUUCUGUACCAAGAGGCUUCGUGUUUUCUCUACCGUUGA